GUCUUAACCAUGACAAUUACACGCCAGAACUCCCCACUGACGCCUCGGCCACUCUUCUUAUAUGGGACGCUACGUGCAAUGCCUCUACUAGCCUGGGCACUAACAGGAGACUCUCGGAAAACCGACGUCGUGACACCUCUCGUCAAGCUUGCAGAACUCAAAGGCUAUGCCCGCUUCUCCCUGCUCGGUAAAGAUUAUCCUGCUCUGAUAAAGCACAGCGAAACAUCGGUCGUCGACGGUUUGCUGCUCCGCCCUCAGGACAAGUCCCAGCGGAGAAAGCUAGACGAUUUUGAAGGCGAGGCAUAUAUAGUGACGCCAGUCCAGGUGGCUGUCGAGGGUCAGAUGGUGGACGCGGACAUUUACUUGUGGAACGGCGAGCCUGACGCGGUUUCGACGGACUGUUGGGAUCUCGACACGUUCAUUCGGGAGCGUCUGGAUGAUUGGAUUGAGCUCUUCGCAGGCAUAGAGUUAGUGGGAGAUGAUGUGGAUGCAUAAGUAUCGGCUCUCGUUUGGAGUAUGCGACGCCCCGCGAAAUGGAUGGAAAUCCUCUUUUUCCAUGACCGCUGCCUUCUGGAUUGAUUGU
This is a messenger RNA of Desarmillaria tabescens, 583 nucleotides long. RefSeq lists its product as uncharacterized. The record is from RefSeq and is a predicted model, not a curated record. NCBI's taxonomy places the organism in Eukaryota, Fungi, Basidiomycota, Agaricomycetes, Agaricales, Physalacriaceae. The transcript is spliced from 2 exons. Bases 10 to 495 code for a protein of 161 amino acids.